AUGAUUCCAAUCUUUGAGACACUUAUUUAUCCUACAUUGAAGAAAUGUAAUCUACUUGUAAGGUAAACUAUGGAUGCAUUUUACCUUCCUCCUUACCUUUGAGUCUGUAGACGAAAUCCUUUCAUGUGACCCUUUAAAUGAAAACUUCUGAGCAGUUCUUUCCUGUGGCACUUUUUAUUAGUUCUAACUUUGAGUCUGUGGAUGAAAUCCUUUAGUGCAUCCAUUAAAAUUAAACCUCUUCAGUAGUUCAUUGACAUGGGGCUGUCUGUUUUCAGGAUUGUACAAAAAAAUUAAAUUUUCUGGCUGUCUUGUUUUUUUCAGGCCUUUACAGCGUAUGUGUGCAGGGAUGCUGCUGGCAGCAUUCUCAUUUAUGAUGGCAGCCUUUGUUCAAAUAGCAAUUCAAGUAAGUAAUGAAGGGAUUUGAAUUUUCUCUAUUUUGUCUUCUAAGGGGUUAUCUUCUCACCAGUCAAGAAAUCAAUGUGACUUAUACUGUACUGUUUUUAGCGGAGUUAAUCUCUGAUCUUGUGUUCUUUUACAGAACAGCCGCGUGGCAGUUAACGAGGCACCAAGUUCUUUUGCCAAUCUUCGUAUUAUAAAUGCAGGUGUUUGUCCCAUCAAUGCUUUCGGCCUUGGUCUGAAUGCUGAGAUACCCGCGAUGCAGGUAGGGAUUUUUUGGUGUAUUUGCCACUUUAGAAACUAGUACGAAACAAGGCUUGCACUGACUUCUGGGAUUGACUUUUCUGGUAAAAAAAAAAGGACAAUGAAGAAUUCCGGGGUGCAGUGUGCAAAGAAAGUGGUGUCCGAUAGCCCGGGGCUAGUGGAUUUUGCUAUCGGGCUAGUGACUUCUGUUUUUAACUUGCCCGACGGGCAAGUGAUCUUUCUUGAGGAAUUCGAGUAAUAGAAGAACUCUAAGAUCAAUUCUGCUCUUCAAAAAGCUUUUGGGGCUAGUUGAAAUGAGGUCUGGGCUAGUAAAUGUUAGCUUCAGCUUAACCGAAUGGCAAGCUGUAAAAAUGAUUUUCUUUGCACCCUGGGGGUGUCUAUAUUUUGACAAUACUCGAAAAAACUUUAAAUCAAAUCUCUUACUAAUAGUCGUUCUCGUGCUCGAAACUAAAGGUCUCUACUGUUUGCUUUAAAGGCUUCGGAGUAUUAUCGUGUGCCUGUUACACUGAGUAACAUAAACGUGAAGACAGUGAACUGCGCGAGUGAACUCACGGACUCAUUCGAUGUCACACUUAAAGACAAAGGCGCCUCUUCUUUCGUUGUUGGAAGUGAAAAGAAUGCCUUGAUUGGAAAGAAUGUAAGUUAAACUGUAUGAUGCUAGCUUGAUUGGUUGUAUUUGUAUCCUCGGUAGCGAUCUGGAACUAGCUUGAAGUCGAGGCUCAUCCGGGGAAAUGUGUAUUUUAAUCACGUUGUCUUACGGGAAGUGAAAGGUCUAUUGAUAUUUCUGCGUACUUUAAAUUUAGAGUCAUGCUGUGGUUAAUUUUUUCUUUUCUUAAUUCUAGUUGGAGGAUAUUGUCGAGCCACUUAAAGGAGGAGUAACAAAAGUUAGGUAAGACAGAAAAUGUCAUUGGAUAAGACGAGAAUUUUGCCCAAGAGUUGAAUUCGCCACUUCACCGACUCAAACUCUUCACGCUGCACUUUAGAGCUUGGUGAAAAUAUAUCGAUAACAUUACUUGUGCAUUUUCAUCCACGCCUUAUUGACGCGGUAAAAAUUGUUUAGAUAUCACACCGACUUAAAUGUACGGGAGCAUUCGUCAGUCUUUGGUUUAGUAUUGAACGCUAAACGAUGAAGAAUAGAACAUUUUACAGUUGUGGACUUAGUACCUCAGCCUUCGAGUGAAUGUGAGGCUGACGGUGACCUUGUUUUCAUACAAACCUCCUUUGCUUUUUUAUGGAAAUUGCCCUUGAAAAAUACUAGUUAGCAUAAGAAUAACUUGAUUUACAUAAUAAAGCAGGAAGGUUUGUAUCUAAACAAGUUCACCGUUAGCCUCGCUUCAUCCAUAACUGUAAAAUGGCCUAUUAAUAUGCGAGCUAAAUUUUUUCCAUUCCGUUGAAACUGGACUUCCUUUCAUUUUUUUCAGGUUUUUGUUCACGGGUGGAGAUUUAGCUUCCUCAGUGGAUAUCCAUCUUAACAAAUCGUUAACGUACAAAGGAGUUGGGACCUUCUUAGAUUCUGACUAUAAGAAACUUCAGUCAAAGAGGUAAGCGGAAAAGUAAUUAACUGUACAUGAAUUUUUUUGGGGAUCUUUCUUUUUUUAAACGGCUGUUAUUGACCGAUGACGCUUCUCUCCCCACGCCAGCUCGCGAGGUCGCGAGGAGACACUCGAGCUUUCCUUUUAUCCUCUAUUCCGAUUGGUCGACAACAAAACAAAAGGUUUACGUCACAAAUCGUUUGGCGGGUGGGGUUCGCCGACGAAAUUUUUGGGUGGAGAGAAGCAAUGACAGGAAAUACGUCUGUGUUCGCAUGCUAUACAGAAGCAGGCUUUUUAACAGCUUUUUUGUCAAUGAGAAGUUAAAGCAACCACGACUCGACUCGACUGCGAGUGGCUCGGUUUCUCUCUCGAGGUCCCAGAGCAAGGUCUCAUUUCCUGAACAGCGGCCGAUAAUCGAGCUUUGCGGUAGGUAUUUUAUGUACAGGGCCAUAUACUGUACCACAACUUCAACGUUAACGCAACUACCUUUAAACUUUACCUUAGGUGCAAUAUAUGUUCCCAUACAUGGAGUACCUUACCGCGCCUACGACGGCGACGGCUGCUUCAACUUUUGAAAUCAUCAGGUUUAAUAAGCAAGUCAUCAACUUUGCACGUGCAUUACACGUGCCUUAUACAAUAGACCUUAGGGCCUGUUUACAUGGAGUGGGGGACCCCGGUGUUAGUGGGGUUGGUUUCUUUUGUUUUCACGCUCUGGGGGACACAAAACAAAAGAAGCCUACCCCACUAGACCGGGGUCCCCCACUCCGUGUAAACAGGGUCUUAAUCAUAAUACCCGCCAUCUUUGCACGCGCUAAAGGGCUGAUGGGUUAAAAGCAAUGUCACGUGGUGUCUCAGGGGGCAAACAAGUGAUAAAAUCUGCCGAUACAAGAAAUCGAGGUUGUGUUUGUUUAUCUUAGACAAUUGAAAAUGAAGAACGUAUUAUCUUAAGGACUGCACGAGUAAGGUAACAUUACAAAUGCGGAGGUUUAUUGACAACGUAAACACACGACGACGAAUAUAUUCUUUCAGGACCUUUCAAAGCUUGGAUGUGUUCCUCGAGAAUUGAACUUCAUUAAAAUUGACCGGGACUAGCCUCCUCCGUAGGCAUCAAUAACUGUUGCAAAAGGGGUUGCCUGAUGAGGAGCCGAGAACGGAACCUUAAUGAUAAAUGCCGAGAAUUCAAGACUCGGUUAGCUUCUCUCCCUCCGAAAAAUAGCUAUCGGUUAACCUUUCGCGGUAUUCGUUGUUUGUGAAUUGACCGUUCUGUACCCCUUCUCAUUUCUAUGUUGGAUUGGAAAAGUGCUCAAAGUUUUAAAAAAUAUCUGAACCAAACAAUAAUCUUUUUCCUUGUUAGGUAUUCAUUAAAGGUCAUGGAAGCGGGAACAGAUAAAGCACUUUUGGAUCAGAAAAUGUACUUUGCCAGUGGCGGUGUCUACUCUGUUGUGAUUCAACCAAAUCCUAGCAAAAAGGACAAGGUUAGAAUUUAGUUUUCUCGUUUGCGUAAAUUCCUGAUCAAACAGUUCCAUCAUUGUCACAAUGUUGGCCUUGUAUUGUCACAACAUUUGUGGCUUUGCCCGGUCAAUCACAUUUUGUUUUCGUUUCCAAACUGUUAUGCCGUGUGGGAUUUCAAUUCAUGUUAAGUGGAAACAUGGGCAAGGAUUUUAUAAAAUGGUCAGUUUGUGUAAAAAUAACUUUUCCGUUUUCUCAAAAUAAUGAAGUUCUUUUUGCUUGCGACUCUUUUUGCCUUAGCAAAAUUAAGCUGUCAAAUGGCGCCAAGCUUAAGCGGCAGGAUUAGCUCUUUCGGUAGAACGCUUUACUGUGCGCGGGAGGUCGCGGGUUCGAUUCCCGGGGCCGGACCAAUACUCAGCGUCUUUAAAUAACUGAGAAAUGAAGGUGCUCCCUUUGCCCUGCAGGCGGCUGGACCUUCGCGUGGCUCGGAUGACCACGUAAAAUGGCGGUCCCAUCUCAAUUAGGAGACGUAAAAUAUAGUGUCCCAAUUAGCACUUUCGUACUAAAUACAUUGACACUCAAAGAAAGUGCAUUUUUUUUUCAUGUCAAAACGUUGACGGUAUGAAAUCUGCCAGCCUCCAUCACUUCUGGCAUUGUGACAAUAUUGAGCUUUAGCAAAGGCGUUUUUGAGCAAUGCACGUGAACCGGAAAUGGUCUUUUUUCAUUUUCGGAUAGUGGUUUCCCCUAUUUUUUGUAUAAAUCGUCGCUAUAAUAGUAUUGACGCUUAGAAAUAAACAUUUGGUAGCGUCAAGGUGCUUUAGAAUGAAAAAGACCUCACUUCCACUUGACGUGCGUCGCUCAAAAACGCCUUAUAGCGGAGGAACUUUGUACCUGCUAUUCUUGUGGGGCGGGAGGGCACCGUGUCUGUUGUUUAUUUAAUUCUGAGGCCUUAAAAGAGGUCUUACGUCUACUAGAUAUAGGACUGAUUUAGCAAAGACAACACAACGACAAUGACGACUGCGCAUGCACAUCUAAAACCGACUUGACCAAUAGCAAAGCGGCAAAUUGAUCACCGGAAAUCGCGCUCAGUUCUUUUCGCGCGCUUUCGCUUUUUCAUUUUACAUUGCGUUGUUUUUGCCAUAAGUUUCCAUUUUAGGGCCGGUGUGAUGGUCAGAAGUAAGUUGUUAUCGGUUCAAUGGGCCAUUUCUCGAGUUCCAAAAAAUCUCACUUUCAAAGCGAGGAUAAGUGCGAAACCAUUGAUAUGAAAAUGAGUUUUUAUUUUGGAACUCGGAAAUGGCCUAUAAGAUGAGUAUACUUACAAGGUGCCUUGAAAACUAUUUCUUAGCUCAUCGCUAUCAAGUUCGCGGAUGUGCAUCCCAUGUCAAUCUCCAUGUUAUGGCAGAUUCCUCAAUAUCUCACCAUAACUGCAGGAGAAGUGCUGUUUUCUAUAACUGGACUGGAAUUCGCCUAUUCUCAGGUAAGCUAUCACUUUCACCCCUUCAACCGAGAGUGGUCCCACUGUACUAAAAUAAUUGCGUGAAUAUACGCGCCGUCUUAUCGAUCAAGAAAAAAUGGCCGAUUUAGCGUGUAAAAUAAGCCUUUUACGUCGCUCAUUUGCCAUGCUCUGUUAAUUUUCUCCCAGGCUCCCGUUAGCAUGAAGUCGUGCAUUAUGGCUGGCUGGUUGCUGACUGUCUCCGUUGGAAACGCUAUUGUUGUUAUAUUUGCUGAAGCACGUCUNUCCCAUGUCAAUCUCCAUGUUAUGGCAGAUUCCUCAAUAUCUCACCAUAACUGCAGGAGAAGUGCUGUUUUCUAUAACUGGACUGGAAUUCGCCUAUUCUCAGGUAAGCUAUCACUUUCACCCCUUCAACCGAGAGUGGUCCCACUGUACUAAAAUAAUUGCGUGAAUAUACGCGCCGUCUUAUCGAUCAAGAAAAAAUGGCCGAUUUAGCGUGUAAAAUAAGCCUUUUACGUCGCUCAUUUGCCAUGCUCUGUUAAUUUUCUCCCAGGCUCCCGUUAGCAUGAAGUCGUGCAUUAUGGCUGGCUGGUUGCUGACUGUCUCCGUUGGAAACGCUAUUGUUGUUAUAUUUGCUGAAGCACGUCUGACGGACAACAUGGUAGGUUCAAGUUGACACUUGCUUCGGCCUCGUUCCUAGACCUUUUCCCUGGGAACGUGGGUGAUGCUAGGUUUGUUUUUAAAACAGUUGAGGCUGUGUCCGCACCAAUUAAAGUUUUUCACUAAUGCGUUAGCAGUUUAAAACGAUACUAAACGCGCGCCGUUUACAAGGGCGAAAAAAAUGGAAUGCUCGGAUAAAAAGGUGGUCGGCUAGGAUAACAUUAAUGUGCAAUUUUCUCCGCACCUUUCCAAAAGAGUCCAUGCAUAAGCGCCUUUGGACCUCUUUUGGAAUGAAAUGGAUAAAAAUCGUUUCUGUACCUACAUUUUCGUUUCCUUUUCAAGGUCUAAUGCCCCCAAUCUUUUUUGCAAUAGAACUAGGGUUUUAUCAAUAUUGGUCAUGAAAAAAGACGCGUAAACAGUCUUUAACCCAAUUGCCCGGUGCUCUUCAAUAUCAUGCCUUUUUCUUUCGGCUGCGUUAAAAAACUUGUACGUGUAAACUAUCAUGUUUUGUCAGAACCUAUACUAGUUUCUACCCUAGCCGAUCCGCGUCUUUUGACUAGUGAAAAGGCCUUCAGCAAUUUAAAUCAUUCAUGUUAACUGGAGAGGAAGCGUAACCCCUAGGCCCACAGGUCUCCUGUAGGCGUCUUCGCCUCUAAGUGCCCUACAACCCUUUUUGCUUAUUCCUUCUUCCACCCUUCUACUUUACGUAAGGUAAAGUUAUAUGCAGUGAAACUGUUGGCAAAACUUUUUCUGAUUGCUUUUCCCCUUUUUUUUAGGCAAACGAGUUUUUCUUCUUCGCCGGACUGUUGGCAUUGGUCAUGCUCGUGUUCAUGUUAAUGUCUUACUUUUACAAGUAUGUCUACUAUUCUGCUAAUGGCGUUGUAAGUGAAGACGUCCCGCUUCAAGAAGCACAGGAUGAGACUGAGGAAAAAAAGCAAACAGAUAAAAAUUAA
Molecule: messenger RNA, 6707 nt
Organism: Porites evermanni
Lineage: Eukaryota; Metazoa; Cnidaria; Anthozoa; Scleractinia; Poritidae
Source: the annotation of a GenBank genome assembly